CGACGCCUCUCGAGGAAGUUUGCCCUUUAAUUACGGAGCGGGGUUCCCGGCCGCCUCAGCCUUCGGGAGCGAGCAGCGGGGCGUGAGGCGCGGUGGGUCCUACCCGGCGGCUUCGCGGCCAUGGGCGGCUCCGCCUCCAGCCAGCUGGACGAGGGCAAGUGCGCCUACAUCCGAGGGAAAACUGAGGCUGCUAUUAAAAACUUCAGUCCCUAUUACAGUCGGCAGUACUCAGUGGCUUUCUGCAACCAUGUGCGGAGUGAAGUAGAACAACAAAGAGAUCCAACAUCACAAUUUUUGAAGACCAAGCCACCAUUGGAACCUGGAACCGUGUUAUAUGAAGCAGAGCUCUCACAGUUUGCAGAAGACAUAAAGAAAUGGAAGGACAGAUAUGUUGUGGUUAAAAAUGAUUUUUCUGUGGAAAGCUAUGAGAACAAAGAGGCCUAUCAAAAAGGAGCUGCUCCUAAAAGCCGAAUUCUUCCAGCUGGUGGCAAGGUGUUAACCUCAGAAGAUGAAUAUAAUCUAUUAUCUGAUAAGCAUUUCCCAGAUCCCAUUGCCUCCAGUGAGAAGGAAAACUCUCAGCCUUUUGUGGUCUUGCCGAAGGUGUUCCCGGUGUACCUGUGGCAGCCCUUCCUGAGACACGGCUACUUCUGCUUCCCCGAAGCUGCUGACCAGAAGAAGUUCAGCACGCUCCUGAGUGACUGCAUCAGACACCUGAAUCACGAUUACAUGAAGCAGACGACAUUUGAAGCCCAAGCGUUUUUAGAAGCUGUGCAGUUCUUCCGACAGGAGAAGGGUCAUUAUGGCUCCUGGGAAAUGAUCACUGGGGAUGAAAUCCAGGUCCUGAGUAACUUGGUGAUGGAGGAGCUCCUGCCAACCCUUCAGACAGAUCUGCUGCCUAAAAUGAAGGGCAAGAAAAAUGACAGAAAGAGGGCCUGGUUUGGCCUCCUGGAAGAAGCCUACAACCUGGUUCAGCACCAAGUUUCAGAAGGAUUAAGUGCAUUGAAGGAGGAAUGCAGAACCCUGACGAAGGGCCUGGAAGGAACAAUUCGUUCAGACAUGGAUCAGAUUGUGACUUCAAAGAACUUUUUAAUUGGAAAGAUCAAAGCAAUGGUGGCCCAGCCAGCAGAGAAAACCUGUGGGGAAAGUGUGCAACCAUUCCUGGCGUCCACUCUGGAAGAGCUCAUGGGGCCCGUGAGCUCAGGAUUCAGUGAAGUACGCUCACUUUUUGAAAAAGAAGUGGAUGAACUCAGCCAGAGCUUUCAGACCACCAAGGACAGCACCCAGCUAAAGGAGCAUCUAGACCAGCUUAUGAAUCUGCCACUAGAUUCCGUGAAGAUGGAACCUUGCUAUACUAAGGUCAACCUGCUUCAAGAGGGCCUGCAGGAUCUCAAGAGCCGUUUUAGAUUCCCGCACGUCAACCUGGUGGUCCAGAGGACACAGAACUACAUGCAGGAGCUAAUGGAGAAUGCAGUCUUUACUUUUGAGCAGUUGCUCUUCCCACAUCUCCAAGGCGAGGCCUCCAGAACUGCUGCUGCCAUUAAGAAGGUGAAGCUCCGAGUCCUAAAGCAAUAUGAUUAUGACAGCAGCACCAUCCGGAAGAAGAUCUUUCAGGAGGCAUUGGUUCAAAUCACGCUUCCCACUAUGCAGAAGGCACUGGCGUCCACAUGCAAACCAGAGCUUCAGAAAUAUGAGCAGUUCAUCUUUGCAGAUCAUACCAAUAUGAUCCAUGUUGAAAAUGUCUAUGAAGAGAUUUUACAUCAGAUUCUCCUUGAUGAGACUCUGAAAGUGAUAAAGGAGGCUGCUAUUCUGAAGAAACACAACUUAUUUGAAGACAACAUGGCCUUGCCUAGUGAAAGUGUGUCCAGCUUAACAGAUCUAAAACCUGCCAUUGGAUCAAACCAGGCCAGCCCGGCCAGGACAGUUUCUGCCAUUCUUCCCGGAGCUCUAGAGAGUGAGACCCUAAGUAACGAAGUGUUCCAGGAGUCAGAGGAAAAGAAGCAGCCAGGGGAUCCUAGUUUAUUGGCCAAACAAGAAAGCCUUUCUUUCCCUGAGCCUAGCUCUGGCCUAAGUGGGGAUGGGCAGGUGACUAUCUCAAGCACCGAUGACCCUGCUGUGACUCCUGUGGCUGAGGAAGACAUGGAAGAAACCCUGGGUAUAUGCUCAGAAUCAGGAAGGGCCACUGAGAAUGAAGAAUCCACCCAUGAAGAGCCAGACUUCACUUCUGCCUCAGAAUCCUUGAAGGAGCUCAGAGAGUUGUUGACGGUGACCAUUGAAGAGCCAAUGGAGUCUGCUGUGGUGAUUGAAAAAGACACAAAGGAGACACUUAUUCUUCAAGAAAAUGAAAAAGAAGAGGAAAAAACCCAAAUCAACACAGAGGCCAAUCAGGCAGCUGCCCCCCAAGAGGAUAGCCAUGAAGAAAGUGAAGUCAGUGAAAAAACCCAAAUCAACACAGAGGCCAAUCAGGCAGCUGCCCCCCAAGAGGAUAGCCAUGAAGAAAGUGAAGUCAGUGAGAGGAAGGCCCAUUCUCCUCCUCCAGAGGCUGAGGGCCCCAGGGUAGGCUUGGGGACAUUUCCUGAGGUGAGCAGCCCUGGUCCUCAGCUGGCCUGUGGUGGGCUCACUGGAGAUCUCACCGAGGAUGCCAGCUUCCCAGACCUCACAGCAGAGCCAACAGAGGCCACAGAACCCCAUGAGAAGGAGCUUGCAGUGCGGGCUGCCACACCAGAUGCCCAUGAAGGAGAAAAGGCCGCUGGGAGUGCCGUUGAGGGCCAGGCCAUAUGGCAAGAAGGUGGCACUUUCCAUUCCGACUCCAUCUGCCCCGGGGAGAGCCAAGUUCCUGAGGAACAAGAAGUGAUGGGAGGGAAGAGUGUCGUGGCCCCAGCUAUGACCAGCGUGGAUACAGAGGCAGUGACGCCUGAGUGUCGGUGGGUGGUUGAGAAUGCUCCAAACACAGGUGCCCUAGAUUCACCUAAAGAUGAUGUGAAGGAGGGAGAAAUUUGCCAGGAGAGCUCCCCAGAGCAGCCCUCGGAGGAAUGAGAGGCAUAAUUCGGCAAGCCUUUCUUUGAACAAAGUCAAAGGGUUAUGGUUAGGGUAUACAUGGAAAUUGCAUGUGAGUUAUCUGAAAAAUCAUGAAAUAUUUCUUUCAGCUGAAUAAUAAAGCCAAAGGAAAUGCAUGCAGGCUAUGAGCACAGAGGCCAACCUUUGUGGCAUUGAACUGCUCCACCAUGACUUUCUGCUUUAGCAUUUUCACAGAGAUCACAGAGGCCCUGGAGUGUUAGGGUGAGAGGAGGCUGGAGGGGCCAAGAGAGGCAGCAGUAUUGCCGUCGAGGCUGAAAGCAGCAGGAGCACAGUUCUCAAUACGCUGCACAUUGCGGUGGUGCAACUCUCAAGUGCACUUUAAGGCUUUUUAACUUUUAGUAAGAAUGCAAAAGUAUACUGUCCUUUCAGCCUCACUAUUUACUCUUAUCGACUCACCGGCUCCUUUAAGGGCUCAGCAUUUGUUCCCUCUGGGCUGCAAGAAGGUCCCCAGUCACCCCUGCCGUGUGCAGCGUUCAUGCCCUGCGGUAGGUCUCCGGAGAAGCUGAGUAGAAACCACGGAAGAAAGAUGAUGGCCUAUGGGGCUGUAUGGGCCUGUCACUGAUCCUACUAUCAAUUUCAUAUUAACUGAUGGUGGUGAUUUUUAUCAAUUAAUCACCUUUUAAGGAAAUUCAGAUGAGCCAAGGAAAUUGUAUGAGCAAGCAUAAGUCUGAAAGCAUUCCAAAUUAGCCUUAGACUGUGCAAAGAGCACAGGUAAAUGAUCAAGCUUAAAGCCUACCAAUUAAACAAACAUUGUUUGAACAGCUACUGCAUGCCACGCACUGUGUUAGGCAUAGUAAUGAAGAAAAAAGAUAAGGUGAUUUGACUCGUGCAAAUUAAAAGGCCCAUGAAAAAAAGAAGAGGCCCAUGAGAAUGUAGUCUAGUAGAAGAAAUCAUGACAAUUUUCAAACUGAUAGCUUUUUCUUUUUUCCAUUCAAACAGUCUUGGUUUAUCUUCAAAUGCGGAAUGAAUGACUGAAUAAAUACAAAAGCCAAGGCAUAGAUCACCAAGUUCCAAAUAUCGCCAAAAUUAGAAAUCAUUCGUUUGGUCGUUCAGCAAAUUAAUUGAAACCCUGUUAGGUACCAACCACUAGUGAUACCCAGUAUGAGAAGGUCAUUAUUCUUUUCUUUCUGAAAAGAAUAGAAAGAAAUGUAUCUUCUAAAUGGAUAGUAAACUGUAACUCUUAAUGUUAAAAGUGGAAUGGACUUACUUGGACAAAUCUACAAAAAUGAUUUUUCUAUUGUUCUUUAAAAAAAAUACCAGAGGGCUGGGGCUUUAGCUCAGUGGUUCCACCGCCUGCCUCCCAAGAACAAGGUCCUGAGUUUGAUCCCUGGUACCAAAAAAAAAAAAAAGAAAAGAAAAAUACCAGAGUAUUCCCUAAGAGUUUCCGUUUCAGGUACUAUAUCUUGAAGUUUCCUUCCACAAAUUUUAGUAUUACAUUUUAUAAUACUGUGUAAGAGCUUGUUUUUUUUUUUUUGGUACCGGGGAUUGAACUUGGAUCCUUGUGCUUUUUAGGCAGGUGGCGGAACCACUGAGCUAAAUCCCUGGCCCUAGAGCUUGUUUUGAUUAUCACCAUCAAGUAAAUUUAAUACAUCAAGUACAUCAGUUCUUCAGAGAAUUUGUUCCACAAUUCAGCCAUUUAACCAGGAAAUAAAAUAUUUCCUUCCAUGAUCUUCUCAUGAAGAAUUUCUUGGAUAUCUAAGUCAUAAAGGAUUAAUAAUAGGAUCAGCAUAGUUUCAUAUUGAAGUACCUUAACUUUUCUUAGUAUUUAGACCCUGAGGUGUAUGAGGGAUCCCAUCAUGAUCAAGGAAGGUAGAGAUCAUUUCUCCCUUGGUCCCUGCUUAGCCAGUACUCACUCAUAUCCUGGCAUUUACCACAGUGUAUUGAAAUUAUGUUUAUUUCCUGACUCACCUAGAAGCUCCUCUCCUCAAGGACUGAAAUUCAGGCUUAGUCAUAAUUUGUGCUUCCUGCUGAAACUCCACAUCAUGAAUCAUGGCUUCCUGCAUGUCAAGUAACUUUAAUAUCCCCAGUGUGUAACACUGGAACUGGCGCAGGGGCUGCUCAGGAAAUGCAGGAACUGAACGCCCAGCACUCUGCUGUGCAAGGGCUAGCUACCUGGAGCUUGCUGUUAGGAAGGGAGAAGUUUUCACUUAGGCUUUCUGCCCUGUUGAAUCGUCCCUUAAAUAAAGUCCAGAGUCCAAAAGGCAGAUGGCCAGAUGGCCAGAAGCACUGCCCAGGAAAGCCCAGAGCCAAAGAAGCAGUCUCCAGCCCCACAAGGCCUGCCCUUCUCUCUGGGAGACUUAUGGCUGUGUGGAGCCCCAGCUCAGCCUCCCCGCUUUGCUCACCUCAAGACUUCUUGCAUCUCUUGGAAAGCUAGGAGCCCUCUCAAUCCUAAGAGAGUUCAUUUCACUGCAUUAGAUGAAUGAACAUUAGUACCUUUCCUUUAUCCAUCCUGAAACUAGGCACUAAGUAGCAGAACAUAUUGGAAAACACAGUCAAAGACUUUUGCUAGAUAUAUUUCACAAAGUCAAGUUCUUUCACAGGAGCAGGACUAUUGUUACCUUUGAAAAUGGAAUAGGAUGGGCCAGGGAUUUAGCUCAGUGGUUCUGCCGCCUGCCUUGCAAGCGUAAGGACCCGAGUUCGAUCCCUGUGAACCAAAAACAAAGAAAAGAAAAGAAAAGAAAAUGGAAUAGGAAACUGAGGUGCAUUGAAAUAUUCUAUAUCUGUGUUACUAUGCUGAAGGGUAACUUCAUGUUAUCAUGCCUUUUCCCUACUUCUCAUACAGAUUUGUGUGUGUUGCUUUAGUGGUUUCCAGGUGGGAGCAAGGCCGUUAUGAUUUGAAUGAGCAGCAUGAAAAGUCGCAGUGCUGUGCUCUGGGGAUCUCUGCUAUGGGCAAAGCCUGCAGACAUGCAUAAAAGCUCAAGAUGUGCUUCUUAGAAAAAACCCCAUGACUUGAAACCAGCUAUGGUAUUACUGACCUUUCACAAAGAAAGAAUAUUUUCCUUGAAAAAACUGGUUUUUCAGUUUUUUCUAUUUCACUUGGAGCAGACAGUAGUACCUUGCCUUAUACACAGUAAACUCUCUCUUUUUUACAAAAGUAUUUUGGAGAUUGAGGAUAAGGUUCCAUUUUAUCCAAAAGCUUUGUAAAGAGGCUGUAUGUGGGGCUGGGGAUGUAGCUCAGUGGCACUGCACCUGGGCAAGGUCCUGAUUUCAAUCCCUGGUAACAACAACAACAAAAAAGGCUGUAUGUGAAGAACCGAAGAUCUUUCGGUAUGAUACUCUACAUUUUAUUAAAGCAUUCACAAGUCUGGUUUUGUAAUUCUCCAGAUGAGAACCAGUGAUUUCAGAGGGUUUUUACCAUUCCUUCAGGAAAAAAAAAAGUGAUUUUAAUUCACUAGCAAAAGUGCUCAAUGGGCAGUGGUUCUGGCUCAGUAUUAGAAUACUUACCUGGCAUGUGUAAAUCCUUUAGUUCAGACAGGCACCACAAAAAAAGCGUUAAGUGAUAUGUAGUACAUAACAAUUUUAAUAUGGGGAAGAGAAGGACAUCCCUGACUCAAAAAAUAAUAGUUACACUAAGUAAAAAUAGUUGGCAACAUAUGCCUUUCUACUCUACCAUAAACAGAUGGGUUUGGGGGUUUGCUUUCUGAAGUCUGCAACUUUAAGAUUAAGAAAAAAUCUGCAUUGUUUUCACAAUGGUUUUAUUUUUAUGGUCACUAUAUAAAACAAAUAAACUUAGAACACUUCGUAACCAUGUAUUUACUCUGCCAAGUGCCUAUAAUCCAAUAAAAUGCUCAUCCUUGAG
Heterocephalus glaber (naked mole-rat) is the source of this 6874-nucleotide messenger RNA. RefSeq names its product niban apoptosis regulator 1 (gene Niban1). Lineage: Eukaryota; Metazoa; Chordata; Mammalia; Rodentia; Bathyergidae. The record is from RefSeq and is a predicted model, not a curated record.